Messenger RNA from Impatiens glandulifera, 825 nucleotides. Its product is annotated as pentatricopeptide repeat-containing protein At2g29760, chloroplastic-like. Gene Ontology annotation, biological process: RNA modification. The transcript has 2 exons. Bases 1 to 825 code for a protein of 274 amino acids. Gene Ontology annotation, molecular function: RNA binding; protein binding. The record is from RefSeq and is a predicted model, not a curated record. Lineage: Eukaryota; Viridiplantae; Streptophyta; Magnoliopsida; Ericales; Balsaminaceae.
AUGAAGAAGACGAAAAGCUUCCAGUCCUCUAGCUUCGGCCAUGAAGUUAACCGUCUAUUCUCUACUUCUUCAUCUGCUUUAUCCAUGGCGAAAUCUUCUACAAAUAAUCAUCAACCUCAAACUAAACCAUAUAUCCACGAACCAAUCUUCAAUCCGAUUCGUCAUUUCAUUGAUACACUCCUAAAAUGCAAUAACCUUGAGCAAAUCAGACAAGUUCAUGCUCAUAUUACUAUCUACGGUUUGUAUCAUAACCUAAUUGUUGUAAACAAGCUCCUUUACUUAUACACAUAUUCAAAAUCACUUAAAGACGCUCACGCUCUAUUUGGUGUAAUGAAAGAAAGAGACGUCGUAACUUGGACUGUCAUGAUUGGUGGUUUUGCAAAGUUCGGUUUGCAAUUGGAUGAAUUUAUAGUAGCUGCACUUGUAGAUAUGUAUGCUAAUUGUGAUGUUCUUGAUGAUGCACGCCAACUGUUUGAUAAAAUUCCAAAGAGAGAUUUAACUACUUGGACUGUUAUGGUUAGUGCAUUUGCUAAGUCUGGAAACCUUAGUGAGUCUCUUGUAUUGUUUGAUAUAAUGAUAGAUGAAUGUUUUGUUCUCGAUAAGAUUUCUAUGGUGACGAUUGUUAACGCUUGUGCGAAAACCGGGGCUAAGAAUAAGGCGAGAUUAGUUCAUGAUUAUUUGUUGUGGAGGAUUUUUUCGAUUGAUGUAAUUCUUGGCUCGGCGAUAAUUGAUAUGUAUGCUAAGUGUGGGAAUGUUGACUAUGCUCGGGUGAUAUUCGACGAGUUGAGUCGAAAGAAUGUGACCUUUUUGAUUUAUUUAGUAUAA